AUGCUUGCCACGCUUCUCCUCCUGGGAUCGGCACUCGUUGCAGCAGAGCCGGCUCCUUACAAGCUCGGAUCUGUCUCCAAGAAUCCUAUGCUCGGCCUCGGUAGACGCCAAGAUGCUGGAUACUCACCCACGCAAACAUAUUGUGGUCCUGGAACGGACUGUGCCUCAUCAUGCGGUGCAACCUACAUCACUUGUGCCUCAACAGAUGACGCUCUUCACUGCUAUGAUCCCUCCAUUAACGAGUCUUGCUGCCCUGAUGGUACUGGAAACUCGUGCUCAGACGGCUAUUUCUGCACAUCAGACACCAGUGGAAAUACUUGGUGCUGCCCUAAUGGUAUGGAUCUCGUGAGCUGUGCUGCAGCCUAUAGCCUUACCGAUAGUCUCGUGUCCCAAGUCGCCACUGUAGCACCGACUGCUGUCCAGUCCUCCACUCCAACAGCAGUCUCUGCCAAAGAGACCCCAACUUACACUCCCGGCUACAGCUCCAGCUCCAAGACCUACGAGCCAACUCUUGUUUCGAAUGUCACGUACACGCCAACAACAACUGCGGGAGGAAUGCAGUUCACUGGCGGAGCCGAUCACGUUGUGUUUGGUGGAUUGAAAGGACUCGCACUUGCAGCUGGUGCUUUGUUGGCAUUUUAA
Messenger RNA from Cadophora gregata, 642 nucleotides. RefSeq lists its product as uncharacterized. NCBI's taxonomy places the organism in Eukaryota, Fungi, Ascomycota, Leotiomycetes, Helotiales, Ploettnerulaceae. The record is from RefSeq and is a predicted model, not a curated record. The transcript has 3 exons. The coding region runs from base 1 to 642 and encodes 213 amino acids.